AUGCAGCCCCCGGCCGACUUCGCCCACUACCCGGAUCCCGUCGAGGGCCCCGAGACCGGCUAUGACCCCAAGCCCGGCACCAACCCGGUCCUCCGGGGUCUGCCGCUGGCCGCCGCCGCCGCCCUCAUCACGAGGUCCGACUGGGUCGCCCGCUACUUCUGGAACAAUGCCGGCUUCGGCAGCAUCAAGGACAUGCCCCAGCUCGACGACAUGCCGUACACGUUCCAUCCCGUCGUGACGCCGCUCGGCAAGACGGGCCCCAUGCUCGAGUUUGGCCCCGAGCUGGUCACGCCCCAGGCCGACAAGGCCUCCCCUUCCUCCUCCAAGGCGCGCUACUACACGGCUGCCGACUACCACGCGCUCUACAAGUCGGGCGCCGCCACGCCGCUGCAGGUCGCCCAGGCGCUGCUGCCUCUGACGCUGCCGAGCAAGGACGCCGGCGGCAAGCCCGGGCGCUACGAGAACGCCUGGGCCGACGCGCACGGCAACGAGGGGCUCGCCCUGGAGGCCGCACGCGCCUCGACGGAGCGCUGGAAGGCCGGCAAGCCCCUCGGUGUGCUUGACGGCGUGCCCGUCGGCGUCAAGGAUGACGUCGCCGUCGCCGGCUACCGCAACCAUUAUGGCCUCAAGUACGACCCGAACGUGCCCUGGUUCAAGGUCCACGAAAAGUCUGAGUGGCCUGUCAGGACGCUGCAGGAAGCGGGCGCCGUCGUUCUCGGAAAGCUGCGCAUGCAUGAGAUGGGAUCAGACACCAACGGGCUGAACGUCGCCCAGGGCACGCCGACAAACCACCUCAACAACGCCUACUACCCCGGCGGCUCCUCGUCGGGCCCCGCGUCGGCCGUGUCCGCCGGCCUCAUCCCCAUCGCCGUGGGCACCGACGCGGGCGGCAGCGUGCGCAUCCCGGCCACCUUCAACGGCAUCUACGGGCUCAAGACGAGCCAGCACCGGACCGUCUUCAUGAACCACACCAUGUGCAUCACGGGCCCCAUCGCGGCCACCGUCGCCGACCUGACCAUCGCCUACCGCGUCAUGUCGCAGCCCAACCCGGAGUGCCCGACGCAGGGCCGCUUCGCGCUCUCGCUGCCGCCGUCGCCCUCGGCCAAGAAGACGAUGGGCGUGUACCGCGACUGGUGGCGGCACGCGGACCCGCGCGUCGCGGCCGCCUGCGACGCCGCCGUCGACUGGUUCGCCGCCGAGCGCGGCUACGAGGUGCUCGACAUCUCCAUCCCGUACCUCGUCGAGGCGCAGCUCGCCCACGGCACCAUCUGCAUCGCCGAGAUGGCCGAGCACCUGCGCCGCCGCGCCGGCGACCCGGCCGACUGGCUGUCGCUCGUCGGGCCCGCCAACCGCAUCACCCUGUCGGUGGCGCGCCAGACGCCCGCGGGCGACUACCUCAAGUACAACGCGCUGCGCACGCUGCUGAUGCGCCACCUCGCGUUCCUCUUCCAGAAGCACCCGGGCCUGCUCAUCAUGACGCCCGUGACGCCCCUCGUCGGCUGGCCGCGCACCCCCGGCGACGACAGCCGCGGCCUCAACGACGCCAACACGACGCUCCGCAACAUGAUGUACAUCUUCCUCGCCAACAUGACGGGCACGCCCUCCCUGUCCGCGCCCGUCGGCUACGUCGAGCCCGACCAGGGCGAGGGCAAGCUGCCCAUCGGCCUGCUGGCCACGGGCGAGUGGGGCAGCGAGGAGCAGCUGCUGAGCUGGGCCGCCGAGGCCGAGGAGUACCUGCACGACGUGUACGAGGACGGGCGGCGGAGGCCCGACGCGUGGCUGGACGCCAUCAGCCUGGCCAAGGAGAGCAAGGAGUAG
Purpureocillium lilacinum is the source of this 1818-nucleotide messenger RNA. RefSeq lists its product as uncharacterized. Lineage: Eukaryota; Fungi; Ascomycota; Sordariomycetes; Hypocreales; Ophiocordycipitaceae. Gene Ontology annotation, molecular function: catalytic activity. The record is from RefSeq and is a predicted model, not a curated record.